Molecule: messenger RNA, 4291 nt
Organism: Macrosteles quadrilineatus (aster leafhopper)
Lineage: Eukaryota; Metazoa; Arthropoda; Insecta; Hemiptera; Cicadellidae
Gene: ftz-f1
Product: nuclear hormone receptor FTZ-F1
Exons: 6
Coding region: 194-2293 (699 amino acids)
Biological process (GO): hormone-mediated signaling pathway; regulation of transcription by RNA polymerase II; tissue development
Cellular component (GO): RNA polymerase II transcription regulator complex
Molecular function (GO): RNA polymerase II cis-regulatory region sequence-specific DNA binding; nuclear receptor activity; zinc ion binding
Source: RefSeq, a predicted model, not a curated record
GGGUUACAACUAGGUCAGUAGGCCGUCCCCUCCCCUGCCGCCGCUAUCUGGGUCAGAACCGUCACUUUCACUGUUAGCCGGCGCGCGAGCCCCACUCGUCGUGUGACUAUCCUAGUGCGCGCAUCGUGCCGUCGCUCGCGCCGUGUCAGUGUGUGACUUGUGAUAUGUGUUCGAGUGUCGUGCCCUCUUGAUUAUGUUAUUGGACAUGGAGCAACAUUCGACCCUGGCCUCCCUCAACAUGUCCCACGCCUCGUACCUGAGCAGCGGAGGCGGUGGCAGCCCCAACAGUUCCGCGGGCGGCACAGCUAGCCCCAGGGGUGGCUCUUCGGGGGUGCCACCUCCGGUCUACGGCUCGCCGCCUCUGUACACCCCCGCCUCCGCAGCCUCUCAGCAUCCCCAACACGAAUACUCCCUGUUCCAUCCUACCAGCCCGUCGGCACCUCUGUACACCCAGGCUAACAAACCUCCUUCGCCCAUGUAUUGUAUAGAGUCCUCCACCGCUAACAAGUCUUCCCUGCAUCCUACCAGCCCGUCGGCACCUCUGUACUCUCAAGCCAACAAACCUCCCUCGCCCAUGUACUGCAUCGAAUCCUCCACGGCCAACAAACCGUCUUCCCUCCACCCCGCGAGUCCGUCCGGUCCGCUCUACACCCAAGUGAACAAAACCCCUUCCUCCAUGUACUGUAUAGACACCACCAACACUAAUGCCAACAAACCACCCUCCUCCUUGUACAACAUAGAUACAGCGUGUUUCUUCUCGUUCCCAGGUAUCGGGAACAUGGACUGUGUCUCCUAUCCUCCGGCCGCCUCCCAGCUGCCCACGGCGUCCGUCGCCAACCCCGACCUGCCCGACACCAAGGAGGGGUUCGAGGAGUUGUGUCCCGUGUGCGGGGACAAAGUGUCCGGCUAUCACUACGGCCUCCUUACCUGCGAAUCGUGUAAGGGAUUCUUCAAGCGGACCGUGCAAAACAAGAAGGUGUAUACUUGUGUGGCUGAUCGGUCCUGUCAUAUAGACAAGACUCAGAGGAAAAGGUGUCCUUAUUGCCGCUUCCAGAAGUGCCUCGAAGUUGGGAUGAAAUUGGAAGCGGUACGAGCGGACAGGAUGCGAGGAGGGAGGAACAAAUUCGGACCUAUGUACAAGAGAGACAGAGCGCGGAAGCUGCAGAUGAUGAGACAAAGACAGAUCGCCAUCCAGACCAUCCGAGGGUCGGCGGCGCAGUACGCGCUAGGGGAGGGAGUGACGCUCAGCUACCCCGGCAGCAGCUCACCCUUCGCCAGCCUGCACAUCAAACAGGAGAUCCAGAUACCACAGGUGUCGUCGCUGACGUCAUCGCCGGACAGUUCGCCGUCACCUAUAGCAGUGGCGCUGGGUCAGGCGGGUCUGGGUAGUAUGGUGGUCAACAACAACAACAACCCUCAACAACAACCGCCCAGCGCGGGCACCUCGGGCCAACAACCCCAGGAGCACGCCAAGCUGUGGGGACAACCCAACAGCACGACCCCCUCGCACUCGCCUCACUCGCCCUUCGACGCCGCCCCCGCCGCCUCCAACCCCGCCCCCGCCAACACCGCCCCCAGUCAAUCCAAGAUCUCACCCAUGAUCAGGGACUUUGUGCAAUCCGUGGAUGACCGCGAGUGGCAGAACUCAUUGUACGGGCUGUUGCAAAACCAAACGUACAACCAGUGCGAAGUGGACCUUUUCGAACUCAUGUGUAAAGUGUUGGACCAAAAUCUGUUCUCGCAAGUGGAUUGGGCGAGAAAUUCUGUGUUUUUCAAGGACCUAAAGGUGGACGACCAGAUGAAGCUGCUGCAGCAUUCGUGGUCAGACAUGUUGGUGCUGGAUCACAUGCACCAGAGGAUGCACAACAGUCUACCGGACGAGACGACGCUGCCCAACGGACAGAAGUUUGACCUCCUCUCCCUCGGCCUACUGGGAGUUCCCUCGCUAGCAAACCACUUCGAGGAGAUCACUCGCCACCUUCAGGAACUCAAGUUCGACCUCUCCGACUACAUUUGCGUCAAGUUCCUUCUCCUUCUAAACCCAGAUGUGAGAGGGCUGAUGAACCGCAAACAUGUACAAGAGGGACACGAGCAAGUACAACAAGCGUUGCUGGAGUACUGCGUCCAGUGCUAUCCUCAGAUCUCGGACAAGUUUCAUAAACUACUUGCGUUGUUGCCUGAGAUACAUUCAUUGGCUAGCCGAGGAGAAGAGUUUCUAUACCACAAACAUUGCAACGGCAGCGCACCCACACAAACUCUCCUCAUGGAAAUGCUGCAUGCCAAGCGGAAAUAACCGUCACCGGGUAUGAAGAUGAUUGUGUCGCAAGCCAAGCAGGCGACGCAGGCUGCUCGGACCAGUGCAAUAACAGUGCUACAGUAUUACCAACAUUACCAACACGUGUCGUGAUAGUGCGGUGACGGACAUUCCAAAGGCCACCGUGCACAAACAUGCCUUCUAAAAAAGUACAAAAGUCAUAAACACUGUUAAGGAAAUACCGCAAGAAACUAAAGGCAUUAUUCGUGUAGUAUUGUGUACAGGCUAUGGAGGUUCAGAACCGAUUCGUGUUUGUAAGAUACAUUUGAAAAUUAAUGUAAUUUAUAUGUUUUUAUCGGAUUAUUGUAUAUAACGUACAAUAUGACGGAGGGUGUUUUGUAAUGCUUUUCAUAAAAGCAGAUAACUAAAUGUGAUGAACUUACACUUUGGCGAGUGUAAGUGACCGUAACAUUGGUUCUGGGCCUCCCUGCAGCAAACUGUUGUUGCUCAUUUUAUUUUAAAUUGUAAUUGUACAAUUAUUUACGUUACAUUCCAGUUUGUCGCUCUGGAAGGGAUUGUUUGGGCAUCAAAUCUGUUUAACUCUCGUCUUUUCGUUUGUUUUUUUGCUUCCUAAUGUUUUAAGGUCUCUCGCAUUUCAAAAAAACAUUUUCGGCUCUUCACGUUAACAUUCCAAGCUUUCUUCCUCUCUUCUUCCGACAGCUCAUUUCUUCUCCGCUAAAUUUGAAUUCGGUUACGGUCAUUUCUAAACUUGGCACUGCUCUUCUCUAACUCUGGGGUCUCGGUGAUGGGACAAAAAAAGUUUCCUUUAGUUCGUUUAAGUUAUAGGAAUACAGCCUCUAGGGCGGCGUGUUCAUGUUCAUUAAGUUUAAUGUAAAGAAAUGUUAUUGUACUUGAAUAGGUUUAACGAGUGAAUGAAUAAUGUAUUUAAAUUUGUAUUGUAUAUUGUUAAUCGCGAAGUGUUGUCACAGUUACCUUAAUCGCCUCACCGCACACAGCUCCUCCAGGACUUGUGCCUCCGAUUUCUCUAUCUUUUUUAUUUUAUUAAUACUUGACCGAUUGUCGUAACUAGUGUGAAUUUGUACGUAUCGUGUAUAUAUUAUAUGUAUGCCUGUGUAUGUGAGAGGUAGGUCUGUGUGCGUAGAGGCUUCCUCCACUGUUCACUGCCACAAAUCCACGAUCUGGCAACUUAUCCGUUUGUACAUUUGUUUUUAUAAAUCGUCUAAUGAAAUGUGCUAUUUUGGUAUGUAGAGUAUAUUUUUAUGGUUGAGAUUUUAAAAUGAUGCUGGCCGUGAUUUAAACAUUGUGAUGCAAAGAGAAUUUAUUUUUAAAAAUAUCUACAGUUGACUUGUAAUCCGGUUUUUAGAUGUUUAUUGUUGUUAAAGAUAAAAUUUGUAGUUUUAUAGUGUUUUUUUCUGUAAAUUGUAAAUUUUGUAUUAGAUAACAUCACAGUUUUACAUUUUUAUUAUAUAAUUAUUGUUUUGACUUUAUACUAUAAUAGAUCAACACGAAUUUUGUAAAUUUUCAUAUAAAACUGUAUCAAGUUUGUUGAAAGUAUCGGAUGAUAAUUAGAGAAUGUUUUAUAGUAUUUACAGGCUCAGCUGUUGAAAGUUCCAUAUUGUGGCACUUGUUUUAUUUAUCUGCUGCUUCUUAUUGUUUUUAUUUAGACCACUGUGUUAUAUUAAGAAACAAAUUUUGUUACCUCAGUUUGUUGUACUUGUAUUUACCAUUUACAAGUCGCAUUACCAAGUUUUACACUGUAUAUAGCCUAGUGCGCGUAUCCGUUGUAAGGAUAAGCGAGUUCAUUUUGUUCCUGGAUUCUGGUAGUUUCACAACAACUCUCAACAAUUUCGUGUUUUCAGCAUGAUCAAAUGUUGUAAAAAUAGUUUGUAUUUUCAAAAAUAUUUAUUAAUUUUUUUAGUUAAAAAUCAGGUGAUACUGUCCAGUUCCAGCAGACAAAAGUAUUUGUGAAUGAAUUGUAGAAAUGAAUAAAAACCAAAACACAUAUUUUAAAUUGUU